Octopus bimaculoides (California two-spot octopus) is the source of this 1877-nucleotide messenger RNA. Its product is annotated as gelsolin-like protein 2. Gene Ontology annotation, molecular function: actin filament binding. Gene Ontology annotation, biological process: actin polymerization or depolymerization. The record is from RefSeq and is a predicted model, not a curated record. Gene Ontology annotation, cellular component: cytoplasm; actin cytoskeleton. NCBI's taxonomy places the organism in Eukaryota, Metazoa, Mollusca, Cephalopoda, Octopoda, Octopodidae.
UAAUAUAUUAUAACCCCGCAUCCGUAUAUACGCUUAAGUGAAAGCUAAGCCGAAGGUGUCGGGCGAGUCUAUACGAAAUAGGAGGUCAGGUAACGUGGUGUAACUAGGCUAGGCAAGAGCAUUCUGUCUCUCUUUUUCUUUUUUCUUUUCUUCCUAUUUUGUCCUCUGUCAAAGUGAUUAUUUUAGUGACAGAAUCACAAGUGAAAUCUUUCCUGUAGAGCUUUCAAAACUGUCAAUAAUUUGCUGCAUUCUAUUUCUGCGGAAACAGGACAUUUGCAGUUUAGCUUCUUUACUGAUAAACCACGUCUCACUAAUAUUGUGCUUAUAUAUAUAUAUUAUAAUUAUACAUAAUAUUCCUCUUCAACAAUGUCAGGAUUACGUAAAACCAAGAAAUAUGACUGGAAGGAUAGUAACAUGGCCCUUGUUGGCAGCGAUUUAGACAAAUCUGUGAAAAAGGAUGCAGCUUCCAAAGAACCCAUGUGGCACGGCACAGGGGAAGGACCCUGUUUAAAAGUCUGGCGCAUUGAGAAAUUCCAAGUGAAGGAUUGGCCUGAAAAAGACUAUGGCAAGUUUUACAGAGGAGACAGUUACAUUAUCUUAAAAAGUUACUUAGAAGAAAAUAAACUCCUGCAUGAUAUUCAUUUCUGGAUUGGCGCAGAAAGUUCUCAGGAUGAAUAUGGCACAGCGGCCUACAAAACUGUUGAAUUAGAUGCCUACCUGGAUGAUAUACCUGUACAACAUAGGGAGUGUGAUAAACAUGAAUCAGAACUUUUCAAGAGUUAUUUCUCUAAAUUUGAGGUGCUGAAAGGUGGUGUUGCAAGUGGAUUUAAUCCUGUUAAGCCGGAUGAGUACAAAUCCCGUCUCUUGUUUUACACUGAAAGUGGUAAGAAGGUUUCAGUUAAAGAGGUAUCUUUCCGCAAACAGUUGAACCAAGAAGAUAUCUUCUUGUUGGAUAUGGGUAUCAAGGUAUUCCAGUGGUAUGGCGAUGAAAGCAAUCUCUUUCAACGACACAGGGCCAAUUAUUAUUGCCAACAACUGAAAAAUGAUCGAGGUGGAAAAACAACAUCUGAAGUUAUUAACCAGGAUAUGGAUGAUGGGAAUACAUUCCAAAAAUUAAUAAAUCAGUGCAUUGAAAAGCAACAGGCCGAUGGUGAUGAUGAUGAUGAUGACGACGAUGACGACGAUGAGGAUGAUGAUGAUGUUAACAGAUUGUAUAGGUGUCUGUUUGUCUUUAUUCUUUUUGUGCAGGAUGCAUUUUUGAUUGAUACAAGGACCAACUGUUUUGUCUGGAUUGGAAAAAAGGCUUCGAAGAAGGAGAAGGCCAAUGGUUUGAGCUAUGCUCACAAUUAUCUGAAAGAUUCCAAACAUCCAUUGGUUCCUGUGACGUGUUUGUCAGAAGGUUCUGAGAGCAAAUGUUUUCAUGCAGUUUUCCAGGGCUAAAAGUAUUACAUUUUGUAGAAUACCUCAAUUUUUAUGAGGAGCAACUUCUUGAAAAUUUCUUUUCGACAUUCCAGUUGAAAUAUUAAAUUUAUUAACAAUAACUCAACCAAUUUUAUAACUUUUAAUACCCCCCCCCCACUUUGUUGUUGAAAUAUUUUGGCCGCAAAACAAAUACAGAGAUUUGCUGUGGGUUUGUUUCAGUCAUAAUGGUUUAUAAAACAUUGAUUAAAAAGAAAGCAAAAGUAGACGACUAAAUUUAGAACACUGCCCUAACUAUUGUGGAUAUCUGAAACCAGGGUCUGUCCAAUACAAAGCAAAAACAGCUGUCUAAUUAUAACAAUGUUAUUUCUUAUCCAUUACAUCUAAAGGAAGAAAAUUUACAUAAAUCAUACAAUGUUUGACAUUUUUAUUUAACAAUAAAAUUGUUUUUAAAACUG